AUUAUUUGUUAGCUACACCAGUGCAGCACUAAAGAGGCAAAUUUUUAAAAAGCGAAUAUGUCCUACAAUUCAUUUAAUGGGCAGCACGGUGGCAAUGCCUCACUACUUCAGGGUCCCUGGUUCGCCCUUGAGCUCGGGUCUGACUUGUAAAACUCUGUCUUGAGUCUCCUUGACUAGACUCCUUUCCUCCAAGUUCUCUGGUUUUGUCCCAUUUAACAAAACAUGUCAGUAGAUGAAUUAGUGACUUUCAAUUGCCCUAGGUGUGAAUGAGUGUUUCAAUAUGUGUGUGUGUGUGUGUGUGUGUGCAUGAUGCUCUCUUAUGGACUGGCAUCCAAUCCAGAGUGUGUUCCCACGUCACACCCCGUGUUCCUGGGAUAGGCACUGGAUCCAAAAAAAAGCACUUAUGAAGGAAUAUUUUGAAAAUUUUGUAGUUCCUCAUAUUUUAUUUUUUGCACUAGAGUCUGGAGAACCAUACAUUUCAACAUAAGAACAAUAUGCCCUUGUCUUAUAAUGUCACUUUAGCACUUAAUGUCACCUGAAAAAGAUAACAUUGGGUAUUUUUAUGUAAGCAGGUCAAGAUGUAUUUGACCCUUUAACCUUCACAUGUCAGUUGCACCAGUAAGAAGUUUGUUGUUAAUCUAAAAGCUUGUUUUUAUUCAUUCAAUUCAUUGUUUUAAUUCACUUUUGCAAUAAUUAAUAUCUAUGAUUCUUUUUUUGGGGGGGGGGAGACUUUUAGCGAAGCUUUACAGUCUUUAAAACUGACUUAAAUACGGAUAAUUGAGCAUGCUAGUCCAGAUAAGCUCCGCACACUUCCGGUAAUCGUAACCAUGAGCUGAAACAACCAAUCAGACUCGUCGAAACAACGUAUAGGCGGUACCUAAACUUACGCACGCUGCGUAAUAUUGAAGGACACUCGAGCGGACCAAUCAGAAUCUUCAUAACAACGUGUGGGUGUGACAAUAUGGACGCACUUGGAGACGUGCGCUGCCCCUGAGAGCAUGAGGACGGCAGGAAUGCAGAGUCAGGAUUAAAAAGUAGUUUAAAAAAAAAAAAACGGUGAGGAGAAAUAAUUAAGUGAAUUCUAAAAUAUUAACAGAACGUAAACAUUGUAUGAAAAAUAUUACGCGAUGCAGACAGUUUUGCUUCUUUAAAGCACUUCCUCUUUGGGCUUUUGUGGUGUUCAGAAGCUAGCUAGUUAGCUAAUGUCAAACUGUUCACACCUCUUGUAAGAUUUUUAAUCCGGAUUCUGCAUUAAUUCCGGAUGAAUAGAAGAUACUUAUGAAUAGUACAACUGUUAUUUAGAAUUUAAUCUGUCGUUGCAUGCAGGUCACGUGGUUGUUUACACUCCUGUAAGUUGUUUAUACAUGUGGACGGCGUGACAUUGCAUGCUAGCUGUCCUAAUCCUGCAUGGGAAUCUGUCCAAUCUGAGGAAAUCUUCAAAGCUUUGUGAUCCCUGCUACUCAUUGAAAAGACAUCUUAAAUUACACAUACACACACACGUGCACCAGACAUGUUCAAAUCCGUCCAGUGUGCCCCCCUGUGCAGCAUGAGCGCGCGUGCUGCUCGUCUGCAUUGCACGCCUGCUCUAAGACACAGCAGUGGAGCAGGACAUGGCAGGUCUGAAGCUGCUGCAUGGCUCGAGUCUCUCUACACAUGGCUCCAGAAAGCAGGAAGAGGAUGUGGUGAGAGCAUCCCUGGAAAGAAGAAGCGAGAAGGGCUUCUGUCCAUCCUGGCUGACCACUGCAGCUUUGUGACCGGACAGAGACUGAGGCGAGCGUUGCAGGUCGCAGAGCUCUACUCCAACCUGUACUCGGAGAGGAGCAGGUGGACGCUGGUGGGCAACAUUUGGCGCCGGCUGCAGAACAAGCAAGCCCCGACUGGCAAACUGCUGGCUGCCCUCGCCGGGGUGUUCAUGUGGGAGGACGAGAAGAUCAAAGACGAUGAGAUGAAGAGGUGUGCGUGGGAGCUCCAGGCUCUGGAUGCUGUAAAGCAGAAGGCCGCUGCGGGGAAGGCCAGUGCGCAGGCUGAGGGUGGCUGGGAAAUGGUGAUGGAGAAGAAGACCUUUAAAGUGUGGAGGAGACCAGUUGAAGGAAGCCACCUGUUCGAGUACCGAGUAUUUGGUUCCUACACUGAUGUUACUCCCAGACAGUUCUUCAAUGUUCAGUUGGACACCGAAUACAGGAAGAAGUGGGACGCACUGGUGAUCAAACUGGAAGUGCUGGACCGGGACCUGAACACGGGGUCAGAGGUCGUUCACUGGGCAACACAUUUCCCUUACCCGAUGUACUCCCGAGACUACGUGUACGUGCGCCGCUACGAAGUGGACGUCGAGAACAACCUGAUGGUCCUGGUGUCCAGAGCUGUGGAACAUCCUGGCGUUCCCGAGACGCAGGAGUUUGUUAGAGUUCACUCGUAUUGCUCCAGGAUGGUCAUCCGACCCCACAAAUCCUUCGAUGAGAAUGGAUUUGACUAUCUGUUGACGUACAGCGAUGAUCCUCAGACGGUUUUCCCUCGUUACUGUCUGAGCUGGAUGGUGUCCAGCGGCAUGCCUGAUUUCCUGGAGAAGCUGCACACGGCGGCUCUGCGAGCGAAGAACCACGAGGUUGGCGUUUAUGACUACGUGGGCAUGAUGAAGCAGGUGCAGCAGACCUCUUCGGAGCGGCUGGAGGAAGGAACGACGCACACCGCAGGAUCCUCCCGUAUUUACGCCUGAGAGAGAGAGGAAACAGCUGGCCAGAUGUGCAGCGGAUAAGAUGGGCAAUUCAUUAAGACCUAAGAGACCUCGGGUUUGAUUCACAACGAAUCUGUGGCGAGCCUGGGGGGGGGGGGGGGGGGGUUGAGAGGGAGAGAGAGAGAGCGCGAGCGCUUUGCCUCUUACUGUGACCUACAGACAGCGAGUGAGAAUCAGAGACGCUGCUACUGCUGCUGCCAAAACACCUUUCUAUCCUUGUGUGUGUGUGUGUGUGUGUGUGUGUGUGUGUGUAAAGAUCAGGAAACCUGGUACAGCUGGAAUUAUUUUGCUUGCACACCUGAGUCAGAAUCAGGGAAAAAAACUCCGUCCACUCGCUCAGCUGUCUGUUUCUUGCUCCUGGGAGUUUUAUUUUCACAAACUACUUCUCACUUGUCUACUAACAAAGUCGCCAAGCUAGCAGCCACAUCGGUGCGUGUUCUCCUAAGUGACAAAAUAUUCACGUCGAGUCGUCCUUAGUGCCGCCGUUUCACAGGAACACGUUUUCAUUCUCGAUGAACGCUCAACAUCGCGACGACGUACGCGCUUCAAAACAUCCCACUUCCUUUCACACAAUCUGCCGACGUUUCGGGGUCGGGCGUUACCUCGUUCAGAGACCAUACGAUUGAGGGCGAGAGUUCGUAUACCUUGUUUUUUUUAUUGUCCAGAGCGUGUUCGAGAGAUAUUCCUCCAGUAACAAAAACGGCCAUGAGGUUUGUUAAAGAUUUUUAUAUUCGAUGACUUCUACAGGGGAAAUGUGACUAAUCGUAAUCCUUUCUGCAUGGACAGGUUUGGGUUCGGAAAAUUCCACGAGACGUCUCUUACUUUCCGCUUCACCGCAGCAGCACUCACACACACACACACACACACUCUGGCAUUCUGGUCCUCACGUUUUUCGAACCAGCUCCUCAUGAGGAAGUGCGGGACGUGUUCUCGCGACCGCAGCGUCCUCACUUCCUCUGCUGCGCCAGAGCUGCGUCUGUUUUCUCUUGAUUUGGCGUCUGCGCGCUUAUCACUGCUGAACACGCGGCGCUCUCAUGUGAUUUGCGUCCCAGCCCCAGGAGUGUUUACUUGUAAGACGGUUCUACGUACUAGGGUACUACCAGAGUUAGGAGCGCUAAUGAUACGAGUGCAUGAUUUCAGAUAACGACAGCUGAGAUCACUUUAAUGGACAUGGAUAUCGAUUUCUGAUAAAUAAAUAAAUCAAAAAACACACCAUAAAGCAGCAUACAGAGCGUUUCUGUUUAAUAAGAACUCGUCAUUAAACGUGAAAUCAAAACGUAAACCGUAAAGGGGUGAGAGAGAGAAAAUAAUUCGACGCUCGCGGGAGUUUCUUGAUAUCGGGCAACAAAACCAGCGCGAACAACCGGACAAGCUAAAGUGUGGCCGCGUGCGGGUUUUAAUCCGUUUGAUCGAACUGAGCUUUGGAUGGUGAUCUGACGUCACUGUGAACCAGCCAAUGAGAAACGACGUAGGGAUAAAACGUUUAACGAGUUUUCCCAGUCACGUGAGAGAGGAAAAAAAUGAAUCUUCACCCAUAUUGUAUGUAAGAUAACGACGCACAGCGAAGUGUUUCCUGGCAGAUUUCCGGACACAAUGUCUUCGUUUUAAGCGACAAUGCUCUCAAAACAGUGUUGUUUUUUUUUUUUUUUUUAAUGGAAUGUUUAACGAAAAUUCUCAGUGUAUGUUAAAUCCCACCUCCAUUUCGUUUACACGCUCGAAUCUGAUGCAUCAGUCAGCCUCGGAUUCAUUUUUCUUCCAUUUUAAUCACGGCGUCAGGAUUCAAGCCGUGAGAUCGUACUUCCUCCGGUUUAAUAGUCGUGAAGAUGUUGCGAAUCCGUUUAAAAAUACGGCGGUGGGAUUGCGAAUACAUCCUGAGCAUCAGGCUCAUAUUUGUGUGAUUUAAAGACAAAUAUUACACUCGCACUUUACAGGGUGUCCCAAAAGUCUCCAUACGUGCGGGACUAGGGACGCCAGGACCACGUCGGUCGCGUCUUCGUCAGCGGACGUUCGUGGACGUCCUCGGUCGGUCCGCAUCACUUCCAGUCUUUUCGAGUUUGUUAGUAAGUUUGGUAACAGUGUUGUGUAUGUGAUGUGCUCACCAUGUUUCCUGUUAAAGUCCAUCGCAACCUUGCGACAGCUUCCUGAUCCAGCCACGAGAACAAUUUCAGUACGUUCUGUGUUCAAAGGCGUUCUUGAAUCUCAUACAUAUAUAUAAUUGAAAUCGUGGUGUUCAUUUCCCCCUGUGUGUGGAGAAUUGUGGGACGUCCUGUAUUAAAGAGGGUGUAUUGUAUGAAGGUCUGCGCUUCACUGGGUUGACAGAAAACAUUGUUUUUCUGCUUUCUGAUAGUUUGUGUGUAUAUUCAUCUUCCAGGUAACAUUUCUAUUUUCCCCGUCAGACUUUAGUCUGAACUCCACCAUGUCAUGACUGGUAUGAUGAUGUUUUUUUUAAUGGUGUAGAUGAACCGUAAUUCUGAAAUAUAGUUUAAAAAAACAUGCUAAUAUGUAAAUAUAUUCUUGGUGAAGAUGCCAUUUUAAGGCAGGUACAGUGAGGUGAAUGGAGAUCCUUAGAAAGAUGAACGUUAAAGCUUUCUCAGUGAUCUGCGUGGUGAUGAUGUGAACACUUUGAUGGUCAUUCACCUCCCCUCCCCUCCCCCCAACACACAGAUUUACUACUUUUUAUUUCUGUUCAUUUUGUGAAUCCUGUCUAGCCAGUAGCGUUCCUAGAGGUGUAUAGAGAUCCAUGAUGAUCCUAGAGGACCAUGAUGAUCAAUUUCUCCACAGUCAUCAGCAUACCACUGUCUGUUCAGGACUUGGAAUGGAAGUUAGGCCAGUCCGUAUUUUUUUUCUCCUCUUUAAUAUCGCUCUUUUUCUUGUAGUGACAGAAACGGUCGCUUUAAAAUGGCACGAUUUGUCGGUAAAGCUGAAUUUUCUUGCGGUGAGGAAUGCUUAUUCAUCUCAUUUACAAAAAAAAACCCCCAAAAAACCAACCACAGGAACUGUGUGACGCACGUGUUAUGUAAUACUUCCACGAACAGUGUGAUAAGAGUGCUGUGUAUCAGAACACGUCGAUGAUGAAAUGUGCAAGAGUGUUAAUCUACACGAGCUGAAAAAUCUACAUGAACUUGUCCAAUCAUAGACGUCCUAAAAUUCUAAUUCUGCUUUGGAUUCGGUUCGUUAAUUAUUAUUUUUUUUUCUUCUUUAAUAUUAUUUUUCUUCUUUCUCUUGUACGGCUUGGAAAGGAAAGAUGGAUGGAUCAUUUUUGUAACAAACUCGAGUGUUUGUAAUUGUCCCAUCUUAAUAAUUUGCCCUUUUUUUUUUUGUUUGGUUUCUAAAAUUACAGAUUUUUUAAAAAUGUUUUGUAGAUUUCUUGUGUGCGUGUGUGGUUUUUUUUGUUGUCCCCCCCCAGAUUUGUACUAGUGAGUCAAAGCAUAAGAUGAACUCUUGUUUAAAGCAUGUGAUAAAUAUGGGUUUGCAUUUGUCGACUUAUCCGAACGGUUGAUUCAUUCGCAACACUUGAUUUCAGUGUGACUGUUAGUAAGGGUGUGUGAGGCUUCGCUGAAGGUUUGCAUGCGUUUCUUGGGUCUCUUCAGUGGUGCUUGGGGAGAAAAAUGCUCAGCUUAUGAAUGUUUGUUUUGGGGUUCUUGUUUUUUUUUUUUUUUUUUUUUUUUUUUUUUUGUUGUUUAUUUUUCUUCAAUGUUUCAGCCCUGAUGUAACUCCAGACUGAAAUUGUGAGCGGUUCUUUCUCCGUUAAUUGCUCUAGUGUGUGAAAGUGAAUUUCUACAACCCCGAUUCCGAAAAUGUUGGGACAGUUUGGAAAAUGCUAAUAAAAACGAAGAGGAAUGAUUUGUAAA
Ictalurus furcatus (blue catfish) is the source of this 6582-nucleotide messenger RNA. It is a transcript of the gene stard7, whose product is annotated as StAR-related lipid transfer (START) domain containing 7. Lineage: Eukaryota; Metazoa; Chordata; Actinopteri; Siluriformes; Ictaluridae. Gene Ontology annotation, molecular function: lipid binding. The transcript has 8 exons. The record is from RefSeq and is a predicted model, not a curated record. The coding region runs from base 1511 to 2713 and encodes 400 amino acids.